This is a messenger RNA of Pyricularia pennisetigena, 2025 nucleotides long. RefSeq lists its product as uncharacterized. Bases 1 to 2025 code for a protein of 674 amino acids. The record is from RefSeq and is a predicted model, not a curated record. The transcript has 5 exons. NCBI's taxonomy places the organism in Eukaryota, Fungi, Ascomycota, Sordariomycetes, Magnaporthales, Pyriculariaceae.
AUGGUAAAAGUCCCGAAUCUCUUCCUCAGCGAUGAGGAAAUGGGCAAGAAAGAUGAUGAUCACCGGACGGCCCGGAAACGUCUAGGCGCCGCACGGGCACCUUCAAGCCAGCGCGUCCUCCUGCAACCCCGAAGAGCCCUCAAGCGUCUUGCGCUCUUGGUUCUCGCCGUGUUCUUGGUCUACCAGUUUGUCGUCAACAUCCCGACGGACGUCCCCAUCAGGGAUCGCCGUCGACCCAACUAUUGGAAUCCGGAUGCUGGCCCUAGGAAUGAUGCACGGAAACGGCCACCGCCGGCCGUCGCUCCGGGACCAAGGGGCACCCCAGGGAUGGCGCCCGCGCAGCCCGCACAGCCUGCUGCACAGGAGGCACAGCAGGCCGACGUCUUGAGCGACCAUGACAUCAAGUUUCCUUCCCUCGGCGCCUCUCUCUACGCCAUUGCAGAGACGGGGGGCUUCUACAAGGCGAACAAGAAUGUCUUGUUUGCUGCAUCGAGUCUCAAAAGCGUUGCCAAUCUUCUUCCCUUCGCUUGUCAAAUGGGCCAGGAGUUACGAAACUAUGUUCAUUUUGUGCUGAUGAGCAGGAGUGGCAUUGAUCUCUCGCAGCUGAAAGCUAUAAACGGCAUUGACAAGUCUUGUCGUAUUAUAUUUCACGAUGCUCGAGCUGAUAAUUCGGCAAAGUCUACCGAUGACCGGCUGGCAGAAGCUGUCAAAAAAGCAGUUUCUCAUAUCACCCACUACAUGAACCCGCAAGUCAUCAUCGUCGACAACUACGCAACCGAGGAGACAUACUUCAUGGAUGCUAUGAAGAACCACUUCAAAACCCAGCAGACUACGUUGAUCGAAAUGCCAUCAAAUGGAUUAGAAAAGCUGUCCUGGAUGACGAAACUAGACAGCGCAUCUCUUGCCGCCUGGAACAAAGUUACCAUCGACAUUCUUAUACAUGUAACGCCCGGGCCAUCCAGCAGUCUCGCCAGAUUACUCAAAUCACUCGGCUCUGCAGACUAUAGCUCGUCCCACGUUCCUCACAUAACCAUAGACUUGCCUUAUAAGGUCGAUCCCGAAACUGCAGGGUUGCUGCAUAAAUUCGUCUGGCCUCCGGGGCCUGCCGCCGGAGUCAAUUCACCUCGCCAGGUUUCAGUUAGACAUCGCAUUACAAGGAAGGCAUUGAAAGAGGACGAGAGCUCGGUUAGAUUUCUUGAAUCGUUUUGGCCCACGCGGCCUACACACUCGCACGUUCUGCUCCUCUCACCUGAGGCUGAGCUCUCGUCUAAUUUCUUCCACUACCUCAAGUAUACAGUCUUGGAGUACAGGUAUUCCAACGCUGCCGCUCUCGAGGAGUCGGAGAGCCGUCUUUUCGGCAUCAGUCUGGUAUCGCCGGACGUAAAUUUGGACGGAUCAGGCCCGUUCAUACCGCCACCUGUUGUUGACACCGCAUCACCAGGAACCUCGUCCUCGCUCCUCUGGCAAGCCCCAAAUAACCACGCCAUGCUCAUAUUCGGCAGCAAAUGGGUCGAGCUUCACGGGCUCGUGUCUCAGGUGCUUGAAGUACAAGAACGCACCAGCAGAGAAGAUGUUCCAAAGCUGCUGUCUCAAAAGGACAUCAGCACCCAGUUCCCCGCGUGGCUAGAACACGCGCUCCGUCUCUGCCGCGCACGAAACUAUUUCACGUUCUACCCUAGCCCUGCGUCAUCUCCAAAGAUAGCCACAGUCCACACCGAAUUGCAGCGGCCUCCCGAGGAGUACAAAGACCAGCAACACGUAAAAGAUCAAAGAAUUGGCAACGAUGAGGCCGUGAUCCUAUCUCGAGGUCCUCUGCUUGAUACAAUGUUGAAAGGCGGUGCCUUACCCCCGCUUUACGAAUUGCCGACAGUUUCGUGGGACGGAGAGGCGGUGGGUAUUGAAGAACAUGAGGCACGCUCCUUGAAAUACAUUACCGAGUUUCGAAGGACUGUGGGUGGUUGUGAGAAAGAGAAGGUGGCUGAUCUCGGAGCAGACUUGUUUUGCGCAAAACCUAAGAAAAGAUGA